Lasiosphaeria miniovina is the source of this 3255-nucleotide messenger RNA. RefSeq lists its product as uncharacterized. Bases 1 to 3255 code for a protein of 1084 amino acids. The transcript has 4 exons. The record is from RefSeq and is a predicted model, not a curated record. Gene Ontology annotation, molecular function: protein binding. NCBI's taxonomy places the organism in Eukaryota, Fungi, Ascomycota, Sordariomycetes, Sordariales, Lasiosphaeriaceae.
AUGGCGACAACGACCGCCGAGGCGUCGGUCGACGCCGCCUGGAAGUCAGCGCACAGGCUACGAGGCACGAUUAACAAGGAGCUUGACCAGCUCCUGAAGAAUGGGCCGGGAGCAAACGAGACUCUUCGUUUCGACAAGGUCGAGAAGUUGAUGCAAAACUUCCGCCUCGCCUGCAUCAAAACCAUUUGGCUUGAUAUCCGCGCUGCGGACGAGAAGGGCGUCGAAUCCAAUCUCUGGGCGACUCACAACCAGGUGACCAAAGCGUACAGAAAGGUGCUUGGCAGGCUGCAUGGAACAGAACAGGUCGUCCUCAGGCGCAAAAUCGAGAAGCUCUACCUCACCUUCAUCAAGACGGCCCAAUACUUCUACAAGGGCUUCCUGCAGCGGGCGUGUGCCCGGUGCGACAUCAAGGACCUCAAGCGGAUCGCCCAUAGCGCCGGGCUCGAGGACAUGCCCGUGCCCGACGAGGACAAACUAAAUGCUGCCGACGCCAAGCUUGUUACCGCGUCGUGCCAUAAGACGCUCGUUCAUCUCGGAGACCUGUCGAGAUAUCGCACUCUCAUGCGCUCAAAGGAGCGCCGCUGGGACAUUGCUCUAGCGUACUACGCCCUGGCCAACGAGCUGAUCCCGGAGUCGGGAUUGGCUCAUCACCAGUGUGGAGUUAUCUACGACGAGACCAAGAAUCACCUUGAGCUUGUCUACCAUUUGUACCGUGCCAUGGCGUGUGCAGAGCCGCACCCGAAUGCUCCGGCAAAUCUCGAGCGCGAGUUUCGCGAUCUUCGAGAGCAGAAGGCCGGCAGCGCCAAGGGCACCACCGACGCGCUGGUGUCGUGGUUCGUUAAGCUCCAUGCCUUCUACUUCAAGGGAGAGGAAUUCCUUGGGCGCAAAGAGCUUGAGAGCGAAGUGGACCACCGCCUGGCUAUGGCCAUGAAAUCAACUGCCCAAUCUGAGGCUACACUGUCUGGUACGGACAUGGGGCUCCUCAAGAUGGUUUUGAUCAACAUCAACGCCUACGUGAUUGGUUUCCAAAAAACAACGGUGGAAUGGACGGACGCCAAGUCUCGCUCCUGCCAGUUCAUCCUCCUCAUGAAUAUACGAACCAUCCACACACUCUCUCGCCUCCUCCGAGAAGAACUGGUGGAUCUUGCCCAGCGCAGAGAUGCAGAAACUAUAACCAACGAGGCUGGCCCUUCGGACCAGCGGAAUGCUCCGGCCAAGUUUUCGCUCCCCGCUCAACGAAUUCUCCCCCUAUUGCGCGUCUACAUCGCUUGGUUGUUGUUUUACGGCCGUGAUCUUGUAGCAUACCAGGAACACCUCGAGCCGCACUUUGGAACAAUGUGCAGAACACUGGGUCAGACUCUGAGCCACCUGGUUGAGUUGCUGGGUGGCGAAUUAGAUGCCGGAAACCGCACACCGUGGCGUUUUGAGGAAGACAAGGAGACUCUCGGCAUGGACUGCUUGAACGGUCCGAAUCUCCCUAGCGGCUGUCCGCUUUAUUACGACCCUUCAAAGCGCAUACCUAAACCGCGAGCCGAUGAGAUUCCUGGUCAAAACCCCAAUGCCGAUGAUCUGGCUUUGGCGCGUGGCUUGGACAUUGUAUCCCGUGCCUUGGACUUGGCGGAUGAAAAGUCUCGGUUUCCUUUGGAUGUCUGCAAGACAAGGAAAGGCUCGCACGAGCUCACAACGUUUGAGUAUUUGGAAGGAGGAAAGCCGCAACCUGCUCCUCAGGCCCCAACAGUUGAGGUUGAGCGAACCGCUUCCCUUGAUCGAGGUGCUCCGGCUACGCUACCACCUGCCCCAUCUCCUAAGCUCGACAACCCCCCUCAAAGGGUAGCAUUGGCAUCGACUCUCAGCGACUCAGAAGGGUUCUCGGACGAUGAGGAUUUCUAUGUGUCCCGUCAAGGCAAUACAGGCGCCAGUGCUUCUACUCAGCCUCCUCGAGGGGAGCCUCUGGCAUCACAAGCUGCUUCUACCUCGGAAUUUUCCUUGGACAGCCAGCUCUACAAGUUCCUGAAUGAUCUUGUAACCCAAACUGAGACAAAUUCGGGUGCUAAGCCGACCAAACCCAUGAAGUCCACUAAACCCCCGACUCGCCUUGCCGGGCUUGACGAAAGCUCUUACGGCAUGGGCUCUACGGCAGCCAGCGAAGUUUACGGAGGUGCGGCGUCAGCAAGCCCAGCUCCAGGGUCUGCAACGGCGAAGGCAAUUCCGAACUUGCCUUGGGAAUACUUCUACCCUCCCGAGUCUAACCUGAGAGCCUCGGCUACUGGAAGUGCCACUGGCGUGUGGGGUGCGGAUGGCCUAGCGUCUUCACGCCCAGUCAGCUCUGGCAGUGCCAUUCAGCCGCAAGGCGGAAUCGAGCACAUAGGCGACCGGUCUGCCUUCCGAAACGCAGCACCCGUGCGAAGCCAGUAUAACAAUGGUUCAGUGUCGCCCUUGCUGAUAGAGCUUCAGCAAGCCUUACAACCACCCGCUGCGGACCACCAUGACCGUUUUAAUCAAUCUUUGCAUGGUAACGGCAUUCGAGGGAUGUGGCCCGAAGCUGGAGACGGCGGAGACGGCUCGAGGUUGCAGGCAAGCAAUCCGGCCAACGGCCAGCCCCCGCCAUCUUGGACUCCUACGGGACCACUAUGGCAGCAAGGCCUAUAUGGGACCCCUGGUGGCCGCCCCUCGACAAAAUCACCCUUCUCGCUAUCCAUGGCAUUGUCACCUGGCAGCUCGGGUCUGCCCCAAGUGAACAGUCCUUGGGGUUUAGCUCAAAAGGCCCAAGGUCACACUCUCCAAGGGGCCGCUCUCAAUCUUUCAGCACCUAUACAAUCAUCCCAUUCCCCCGGAAACUCCUGGUCUGGUCAGUAUAGCGGGUACUCUACCGGCGGCGAUCUUGUCAACUCAAACAGCCUCGCAUAUGGUAGGGUCACCGAAAGGACGUCGGCCUCAGCAAUGCUGGAUCCCUAUUCGCUCGGUAGUAGUACUACUAACCAGUUUGCCACUGACACGUUUGCCACUGCGCAGGCUGACGAGUUCGACCGACAGGCGCGAAUGAGCGUCUGGACCAACGACUACAGACCCAAGACUGCCUUGUCCGCUACGCUUGGGGCUCAACAAAUUCAAAAUGUGACGAACCAGUAUCGUUCUUUUGCAAUCUCAGACAAUGCUGCUGGCAAUGGCAAGGGAAUGGUCAAGCCCAUCCAGAAACCCGCCACGGGCUCGGAGUCGGAUGGGAGGCUGAAGCCUGAGACCAUGGCCAAACGCUGA